Juglans microcarpa x Juglans regia is the source of this 648-nucleotide messenger RNA. RefSeq names its product non-specific lipid-transfer protein 2-like. Lineage: Eukaryota; Viridiplantae; Streptophyta; Magnoliopsida; Fagales; Juglandaceae. Bases 92 to 475 code for a protein of 127 amino acids. The transcript is spliced from 2 exons. The record is from RefSeq and is a predicted model, not a curated record. Gene Ontology annotation, cellular component: membrane. Gene Ontology annotation, molecular function: lipid binding. Gene Ontology annotation, biological process: lipid transport.
AAUGGUUUCCUUGAGCUCACUUGUGGCACACCCUUAUAAAUUGAGGUUUCUUCUAUACACUCUAAAGCAAACUCAUUCAUUUCUGUAGCAGAUGAUCAGGAAGAAAGUCCAUUGUGUCAAGAAAAUGAGGGGUUUGUCUGCGUUGGCUUUUGGGCUGGUGAUUUUGACCUUGAUCAGUGCAUGCCAUUCAGAGGCCAUAACAUGCCCCGAGGUCACACUGACUUUGCUGCCCUGUCGGCCGUUCUUGGUGGGUACUCGCCCUGACUUUCCAGGAUUCUCCUGCUGUCUCGGUGUUCAAAGACUUAACGGCGAGGCUUCCAUGACCAAUACCCGCAAGGCUCUUUGUCAAUGUUUUAAGAAGGCUGCUUCAGGAUUUCAUGUUGAUGUCGACAAAGCUAAACAGCUUCCCCAGCUUUGCAAUGUCAAUAAUCCUGUACCCAUUGACCCCAACGUGGACUGCAACAAAUUUCAAUGAUCCCACAAGAGGUUUUGGAUGCCAAUAAAAUAAAGUCAUAAACUUGAGGAUGGAAUUACAGUAACGAAAUAUAUUGUGUGAUGCAAGGAUUAUAUGUAGCAGAUCUUGUUGUUUGCCAUUUUAUGCUUGUUUUUCACAAUAAUAUCAGGAGAUCCAAGAAGAGUUCAGUUUUU